This is a messenger RNA of Phaedon cochleariae (mustard beetle), 207 nucleotides long. The record is from the annotation of a GenBank genome assembly. NCBI's taxonomy places the organism in Eukaryota, Metazoa, Arthropoda, Insecta, Coleoptera, Chrysomelidae.
AUGUCUGAUUCUGAUUUGGAAAAAAGCGGAUUAUCCACUCCGGAAGCGAAAAGAUUGAUGAGGCACGAAUUGGCCAGAGAUGAAGGACAGAAAAGCCGAGAACAACUUCUUUCCAAAAAGUGGAUGGGAGAAGAGAUUCUCAAGCGUUGGCUACAACCAACUGAAGAUCCAGGUAGAGCCGAGUGUGAUGCAUGUCAGUUGAAUUGA